AUGGCGGAUGUAGGAGACGAUGAAACUCGAUCGACUCUCCCUUCGGCAUCCCGCAACGGUCCAGUUGUCGGUUCGUCUGCGGGCACCGCGGGCCAUAACGCAGCUUGCAUAAUGGUAACGUCGGGUCCGCGGACGGUGAGAAUCGUCAAGUCGGAGUCUGGCUACGGUUUCAACGUUCGCGGUCAAGUCAGUGAAGGAGGACAGCUUCGGAGCAUCAACGGGGAAUUGUACGCUCCUCUUCAGCAUGUUAGCGCUGUUUUGCCCGGAGGUGCGGCAGACCGAGCUGGGAUAGCAAAGGGUGACAGGAUCCUAGCGGUUAAUGGGGUGAGUGUGGAAGGUGCCACCCAUAAGCAGGUGGUGGACUUGAUUCGUGCAGGGGAGAAGGAGCUGGUUCUGGCUGUGCUGUCUGUUCCAGCACAGGAGGCUGAUGGAUUGGAAGGAGGAGAAGAUGUCCAACCCAACUAUGACUACAGUGACAAACAAGCAGUGCCCAUUUCCAUUCCCACAUACAAACAUGUAGAGCAGCACUCCGAGAGGUUUGUGGUGUACAACGUGUAUAUGUCCGGUAGACAGCUUUGCUCAAAGCGCUACCGAGAGUUUGCCAUCCUGCACCAGAACCUAAAGAGGGAGUUUUCCAACUUCAACUUCCCAAAACUUCCUGGUAAAUGGCCCUUCUCCCUGUCUGAACAGCAGUUGGAUGCUCGCCGUAGAGGACUGGAGGAAUAUCUUGAGCGAGUUUGCUCUGUGCGGGUGAUUGGGGAAAGUGACAUCAUGCAGGAGUUUCUCUCUGAAUCAGAUGAGAACUACAAUGGCGUGACGGAUGUAGAGCUGCGGAUAGCCCUGCCAGACAAGACCACUAUUUCUGUCAGAGUCCGCAAGAACAGCACCACAGACCAGGUGUACCAGGCAUUAGUGAUAAAGGUUGGAAUGGACAGUAUUAUGGCGAGCUACUUUGCCCUUUUUGAAGUCAUCAACCACUCGUUCGUGCGGAAGCUGGCGCCUAAUGAGUUUCCACACAAGCUUUAUGUGCAGAAUUACACCUCGGCAGUGCCGGGGACUUGCUUGGCGCUCCGCAAAUGGUUGUUCAGCUUCCAGGAGGAGGAGUUGCUAAGAGACAACCCACUGGCACUGCACUACUGCUUUCAUCAGGCAUUGGAAGAUGUGAAGAAGGGAUUCAUAAAAACAGAGGACAAAUCCUACCAGCUGCAGAAGCUGGCAGAGCAGCGCAAGAUGGCCACGUACCUGAGUCUGUUGCGGACAUGUGAAGGCUACAAUGAGGUGGCGUUCCCCCACUGCUCCUGUGACUCCAGGAGGAAGGGACAUGUCAUCACAGCUAUCAGCAUCCAUCACUUCAAGCUGCAUGCUUGUACCGAGGACGGAACGUUGGAGAACCAGGUGAUAGCUUUUGAGUGGGCGGAGAUGCAGCGCUGGGACACUGAUGAGGAAGGGAUGGCUUUCUGCUUUGAAUACGCCAGAGGAGAGAAGAAACCUCGCUGGGUCAAGAUCUUCACUCCAUAUUUUAACUACAUGCAUGAGUGCUUUGAGCGGGUCUUUUGUGAGCUGAAGUGGAGGAAACAGGUUGAGGAAGAGGCAUCUGACAAAGACAACAAAAACUGCAGUAACAAUGAGUAUCUGCCUCCCCUGGAGACACAGCAGAAGGGAUGGCGCCACCUGGGGGGGGAGAUUGCAACUUCCUAAAAUCAUUUGUCAUCACUCGAACUAGAACCGGUCCACUUGCAUCAUCACAGCCACCCCACAGAGUGCCCAUUGACAAACACAAGACCGAGUGAAAGACUGGGGCCGUCUAUGCCCCAAAAACAAACUGGAAGUGACCAAUUUGGGAAAUCAGAAUGGCAACACUUAACCAACACCAGGAAUACACACAGCAAGAAGAGCAAUGAAGGAAAAUUAACGAAAGCCAACUUUCAUGUAAUUUACUAGAUCUCCAUAGUGUGUCUUUUGUUGUCCUCCACGCAUCCGCCCUGGUAUGUGGGGCAGGACACAAGCACAUUUUUUGCCACGGUUCGAGAUGUAACAAAUACAUACGGUUUGUGACUCGUAAGGGUCACCACAGCGCUGUUGCACCAUUUGCACAAAGGGAGCAACUCGAUAAACCGCCCCUUGAUGAGGGAGCUGACAUGUGGGACAGGAUUGUCCAACUGGAUCGGCUCGGCCCAAAGUCUUGAGCGUAGCCUGCCUUUGCUGGAAUGAGCUAAGAUGGUGGAGAUGAAAAUAAGGGAGGGAUACAGAAAACAGGGGUUUCACUUCUUUAACAGCUGGUGAUAAAGAAAGAGGGAAAAAAAAUCAUGCUUUACACCGAUGAUGGAAAUUGGACAAAAAUUAUGUUUUCUAUUUGUAAAGUGAGAAGUAUUCUGUCUUUGUCAGAAAACAGGCGCAACAAAUGUAACUAACUGACAAAGGAUGUGGGGGGAUGGUUCAUAAUUAUAUGUUUAACAAUCUUACUUCUAAAAAAAAAUAGAUUAAUAGAAGAGCUAUUAUAAUUGGUUUCUUGAUCUAACACAACGAAACACUAACUGAAUUGCAUUCAAAUGGUUCUAAAUGUUGUUUACCUUUUUUCUGGUCUAACCUCACUACUUUAGAAUGACGUCUGUUGGCAGUCAUUGAUGUCAGUAUGCGCAGUUAUCCUGCUCGCAAGUGAUUUCUUGUGGUGAUUUUGCAGAGCUUGAAAGUUGAUAGGAAAAGGCAUUCUUAUUCUCAGCUCUAUGCAGGGAUGAUCUCCUGAACAAAAAGUUGAUGGGCCAAAUGUUUUUGAAAUGGGACAGCUUCUGACUGACAAUUGUGAAUAUAAAGACAGUAUAAAGUUUUGUCCAUUGAAGUGUAGUUUUCUGAACAGGCAACAGAGAGCAGCAGAGUGUAAGACAAAUUUAGUUGUAGGAUUUGAGCAGAAAUAGAAAUCUUCUAGGAGCUUCUUAAAGAGUGAUCCCUUAGGCUCUGUAACUCACCCAAAACUAUCACUCCUCUGCAGUUUGUCCAUUAACCACGUCAGGAGGAUAGAUGGUGUGUGUCUGUGUGCGUGCAUGUGCGUGUGUGGCACAAAGUUGUGACUCCAACUGCAACCAUCUGCACACAUAGCAGCGGUCUGCCUCUUACUGCACCUAAAAUGGGACAGUAUUAGUUGUGUGCAUGCACAUGACAUAUUAUAUGACAGUUUUACAAUUUAUACAGAUUUUUGGUGUUUUAGGGCAGUAUUUCAGUUUUUUCACACAUAGACAACAUAAUGUUUAAUUUGAACAUUUGGUCUCACUUUCAAUGUGUAGAAAGCAGGUUUACAUGCUGACAAGAAAUUCUUUUAAAUGGACACAAUGUGCGUAAAUGUAUUGAUUUCACUUGAAUGAAAUAGAGUUUUGUUUAUGCCCCUAAUGGCAAGUAGUAUAUCGCGGUGUUUCUUUACUAACUCAUUCUUGAGCUUCACUCGCUGUCUGACAACAGCUAAAAACCAGAAACACUGAUAGUUUUUUUUUUUUUUUUUUUUUUUUUUUUAAAUUCAUGAAGACUUUUAGAGCACAAGUUCAAGUGUCACGUUUAUUUCAGAUAUUUUUUUCUUACAGUUGAGGUUAGCUUUUGGUUCAAUAAAAUGUUUAAUUCAUGCUUAGGUUUAGUCAUAAUUUGAUUUCAGUCAGUUACCUUGGAGCAUUCUUGUUAAUGUGGGCUGUUUGUGUGUGCGUGUGUCCUCUAUGUUUAUCAUUGACAUUGCUGAUAAGCUUUUAGGCUCUUAUUGGAUGUGUCUGAUGAGCUGUCGCUGUAAGAGUCAGCAAAUGAAGAUGGGAUUUUGUAUCUGGAUGACAGCAGAGACACCAGACAGAUGGAGACAAAUGGGAGGCGUCUUCUAUUGUCUAGCUAUUCACAGCCGCUCGCAUGCUUUUUCAGCAUAGAACCCACAUACACACACACACACAUUCCUGUCUCUCUGCUUCUCUUUUUGUAGUUUGACAAAAUGAUUAAGUGCAACAUUUCAAAAAUAUUUUAUUUGUCAUCUACUUGUUGACUCUGUGGACAGGCCUCAGUUAUGCAACAGACUAAAGAAAUACAUAUGUGUGUUUUACAUACACACAAGCACCAGAUAGCUGGAUUGUGAAAGAAACUACAGUGUGCAGAUUGCUGGAUGGUCAUUUUGACAGCCAGAGUAAUAGCCAAUUUAGAGAUGGAUGACAUAAGAAUUGGAGCUGUUCAACCAUGAUGAUGAUUUUCUUUUCUAUAUAAGAUGUAGAGGGAGAGGCAGAUAGAGGUGGUAGGACCGUGUGUGUUGGCAUUUCAGUCUUCUGCUAUACUCUCCUUGUUGGUCUCCCGUCAUCACAGGGGGAUGUGGUUGCCGUGGCAGCACCACGUUGGCUUAACACGCUCAGUGCAGGCUCUGUUCCUUUUAUUCCUGUCAGCCAACUGACUCACUCCUAAUAAUGUAUUCAAAGCAGUGUUUUUUGUGUUUGAUGUUUGUUCUCUGUCCUGUGGCUCAUGCUGCUGUGAAUAGGCUUUUAGAAAGCUGCUGUUUUUUUAAUAUGUAUUUGUGUUUUGGUUUGUCUUGUGUGCGCCAGGUGCCAUUUUUCUGCUCUGUCACAGCCAGGUACACGUACUGUCAGUUGUCUUCCGCUCUGCCAUCAGUGAGAUAAAUGUCAAUGUAACAGUGUUUGGGUGAAAGCAGCGAGAUAACAGGAAUGUUAAAAAGCGCGUCUUUGUAUGGUGGGCCUGUCUUUGUUUGUCAGUGUACGCUGUGCUGUAGGCCACCUGUGUUUGCGUUUGAGAUGCUGGACAACCUUGGCUGAAGUAAGUAUUUACAAAAAGAUAUUUGAAUUCCACACAGGACUUAACCAAUACAUCUAUGGACUUAACAGAUAAAAGAGUGUUGGAUGGUGCAGCAAACAUGGUGGCAAUAGAAUAGAAAAUAAACGUGUCCAUGUGUGGACAGAACGUGAUGCUCAGAAGAUUUGGGUUCAUCACAAACGCCACUGAAAUGCUUGUCUGAAUGAUGCUGUUGCUAUAGUAACAUCAGUUUUCAGAAUCUCGUGCCAAAUCAGCGCUGAUUUCCAACACAUCAUUCAGUGGCAGAUAUUCUGUAAGAUGUUUUCGGUUAAUUCGAGUUCUACGGACAUAAGGCAGAAUCUAGUGUUCGAAGUGGCAUUUAUGAGGCUUCUCCGUCAGUCUCUUUCUUUUGACACUGUUUGUUCAGUCAGAGCCACUACGUCUGUCGCAUCAUUAACGUUUCUGUGUAGACUUGUGUGUCGACCUUCAACGCACAUCUGGCUCGGAGGGCAUUAGCUGCUGGCUUUCCCAGUUCAGAUGACAAGUCCUACCUAUGACUAACAAAGGGUGGAUGUAAGUGCAGUUUUAAAAAUUGCUAGCCUUUUGUGUAAUUCAUUUCUGUUUAUUGCUUUUAAACAUGGGGCUUUUCCAUGGAAAGUAGGCAGUGUCAUUAAUUAAAAGAUUUGUUUGUCUGUCUUCAGCAAAACCUGUAUAUAGUUGUUUUAAAAAGAAAAAAAGAAUAUCUCUUGGACAAAAUGCACUCUUGUUUCUCCAACUCAAAAAUUGUAUUUAUUUAAACAGAAAUUAUAAAGAUUGGGGAAAUGAUAGUGUACAACGCUAGAGCCACUGUUGAUCAUUAAUUUUGUCUGAGGAAAGGCUGUAUGGAGGAUUAGCUAACCACACAAUGAAACAAGCUGUUUAAAGUAGGGGCAGCUUCUAAAACAUCAAUUAACACCUGAUGCAGAACUAGGCUACAAAAUGGAGAGUUUUAUAUCUUAAAAAAAAAACUUUAAAAAAACACAUCAAGGUUCACUAACCAAUAAAAGGAAUAGAGGUUUGAACAUGUGUAGAGUAAUAAAUUGUAACAAUAUUUUAAAUAAAGUUAUAUAUUGGGAACAA
Molecule: messenger RNA, 5874 nt
Organism: Etheostoma cragini (Arkansas darter)
Lineage: Eukaryota; Metazoa; Chordata; Actinopteri; Perciformes; Percidae
Gene: snx27a
Product: sorting nexin 27a
Exons: 13
Coding region: 1-1698 (565 amino acids)
Biological process (GO): intracellular protein transport; signal transduction
Cellular component (GO): early endosome
Molecular function (GO): protein binding; phosphatidylinositol-3-phosphate binding
Source: RefSeq, a predicted model, not a curated record